AUGUUCUCUUUCAUUUCUUCCAAGCUCGCGCUUCUCGUACAGUUGGCUCUGGCCUCCACUACGUUCGCUGCCCAUGUUAACUAUACGUUUAACAUCGUGAACGCCAAUCUCGCUCCUGAUGGCUUCACCCGUCCCACCGUCGUCGUUAACGGUCAAUUCCCUGGUACUCUCAUCCAGGCGAACAAGGACGACAUAUUGCACAUCACGGUCAACAACCAGUUGACGAACCCACUCAUGAGACGAAGCACGGCCAUUCAUUGGCACGGUCUGGUCCGUUCCCAGCUUCUCACAGAGUCUGUCGCUUUGGCUGAAGAUAUCUACAGUUUCAAAGGCAAACCGCUUCUGAGGAUGGACCGGCUGGCGUUACACAGUGCCCCAUCUCUCCGGGCCAUUCGUACACCUAUGAUAUCCCUCUCAAUGGACAGGCAGGAACCCAUUGACCCCGAUGAUCCUCACAAGUCGUUGUACGAUGAAGACGACGCCAAUACCAUCAUUCAGCUCGGCGAUUGGUACCACAAGCCCGCGCCAGGUAUCCAGGCUGCGUACCUGGCCGACCGAACUGACGAGCCGGUUCCUGACUGUGGAACAAUCAAUGGGGUUGGACGUUACGUCCGAGGUCCCAGGCUUCCCUGGUCGAGGAUCAACGUCGUGCGAGGCAAACGCUAUCGCCUUCGAGUCAUCAACAUCUCUGCCUAUGGUAGUUUCGAGUUCUCGAUUGAGAAUCACCCGGUCACGAUCAUUGAGGUCGACGGGAUCAACCAUGUCCCGAAGACUGUAGGGGGCUUCGAGAUUUUCGCUGGACAACGCUACUCGGUCGUCUUGAAUGCUAACCAACCCGUCCGCAACUACUGGAUUCGCGCGCCUAUGGAUGUGAAGGGCGACAGUGACAAUGAUAACCUGGACGACGAGCUCAUCUACGCUGUUCUCCACUACGACGGAGCGCCCAACGCCGAUCCUACCACUCGCGCCGACAGGGACGCGGACAAUAUGCUCAGAGAGCACGAAUUGGUUCCUCUCGAUAAUCCAGGCGUUCCGGGAGGCACUGGUCCAGCAGACAGAGUGAUCGAUCUGCAAUAUUCUCGCUCGACGUCUGGAGGUACCAAGUGGACCUUCAAUGGGAUUCAGUACCAUUCUCCCAACACCAAUACACUUUUGAAGGUGAUGGCAGGCGCGACUAUCGCCAGUGAUUUCACGCCUUCCGAGCACACCAUCAUUCUUAACCAUAACGAAACUGUCGAGUUGCGCCUGCACGGCUCUUCUAACGGACACGUCCACGUCAUCAAAGGCGAGAGUGGACCUGAGAACUAUGUGAACCCUCCUCGCCGCGACGUAUUCGGCAUCAAGAGCGGUACUGGAAUCAUUCGUUUCAGGACGGAUAAUCCUGGGCCAUGGUUCUUGCAUUGCCACUGGCAUCUGGAAGCUGGUUUGGCGGUCGUCUUCGCUGAGGCUCCUGACCAGAUACGUGAUGGACCGCAGGCUCAAGUCAUUAAGCAGGAGUGGCUCGACCUAUGCCCAAUCUACAACGCUCUUCCUCCCGAGUUGCAAUGA
Molecule: messenger RNA, 1548 nt
Organism: Coprinopsis cinerea okayama7#130
Lineage: Eukaryota; Fungi; Basidiomycota; Agaricomycetes; Agaricales; Psathyrellaceae
Product: laccase-1
Exons: 14
Coding region: 1-1548 (515 amino acids)
Molecular function (GO): copper ion binding; oxidoreductase activity
Source: RefSeq, a predicted model, not a curated record